AAUACAAACAAAAUACAAUCACGCCUGGCUGCUGUUAUUCUUAUUUUUAUGUUAAACUGUGUCUUUAUCCUUGCAGAUAUACUAUUUUCGUGUUAUGCUCAUAAGAAAAUAAUGAACUUGGACUCACUGCCUGUUAUACUUACUUGCUGCACAGUCCUAAGAGAUGUGUUAAAGGGUCCUACCUGCUGUCAUCACCAAAGAUGUCAAUUUCAACAGAAGACUUACCAGAAGUACACUGGGAGGAGAACUCUGAUAAAGAUGUUGACACAACUCCAGAGUCCUCGGUGGGGCAUACUGAUAACAAAUUGGCUUCUGAAGACUCUCCACUGCCUCCUUGCCCAGACUGCGGACGGACAUUCCAAACCCUACGUGCACAUAAUCUCCACCGCAGAAACCACGCAGCAGACCUCUCCUACACCUGCAAGGAUUGUGAUGCUGCCCGCGCUGGAGCCACUGGUGGCAGUGAUAAGCCCUACUCCUGUUCUGACUGUGGACGCAGAUUCUGCUGGUUGCUGGCCCUCCAUAGUCAUCACGAACAGCAACACACAGGGCACUGUGGCUAUCAGUGCUCUCAGUGUGGUAAGCAGCUAGCCAGCCAACCAGCUUUCCGGAGACACCAGCAAGCUCACCGCAAGGACCGUAUUUGUGUAUGGUGCGGGAAAGCCUUCAACUGCUCAGCCAAACUGUCCCGACAUAUGAGAAUUCACACCGGAGAAAGACCCUACCAAUGCACAAAAUGCCCACAAGCCUUUACGCAAUUAGAGACACUGCGGGUACAUCAGUGGGUUCAUGAAGACCCCAAGCCUUACCAGUGUCAGGAAUGUGGUCGGAGAUUCCGAGCCCAGCGCACAUUUGAACAGCACAGAAACCUUCACAUUUCACGUAAACCUCAUGCUUGCCCGAUCUGUGGCAAGACUUUCUUUUUUUCAUCCCGUUAUAAGCGCCACCUACGUAUCCAUACUGGUGAGAGACCCUUUCAAUGCCAGCAGUGUGGCAAGAGCUUUAACCAGCGUUCUAACUACCAGCGUCACCGGCAGAUCCAUGCUGGAAAAAGGCCAUUCCCUUGCAGCCUGUGUGAAAAAAGCUUCAGCCAAGCCUCUAAUUACCGGAGGCACCUACAGACGCACCGGAAAGACCGAGGCUCAUGGAAACAGGAAGAAGAGGAUGUAGACUACACAUGUAUAGAAUGUGGGGUACACUUUGCACAGGAAGGUGGGCUCCAUGAACAUUACAUCCAGCAUGCCAGAGGAGAGCUGUGACUCUAAAUCGAGGUCAUGAUCUGCACAAAGAACAAGAGGGAAGGUUGUUCUACAGUACAAUGUUAGGACUCAAGAUAUUUUGAGAAGAUGAGUAAUGCUGCUAUACAUAGGACAACAAUAUUUCACCUUUUAUUUUGGGCACUUUAGAAAAUGCAAAACUGCAGGGCGUCAUUAUUU
This is a messenger RNA of Pelobates fuscus (common spadefoot toad), 1436 nucleotides long. Its product is annotated as oocyte zinc finger protein XlCOF26-like. Lineage: Eukaryota; Metazoa; Chordata; Amphibia; Anura; Pelobatidae. The record is from RefSeq and is a predicted model, not a curated record. The transcript is spliced from 3 exons. Bases 201 to 1259 code for a protein of 352 amino acids.